AACAAAAGAUUGUAAGAGAGGAACUUUUUAUAGAUGGGACGAUUGGCCUUUGUGUAUGUGGCGUGGUGGCUCUGGAAAUGAAAAAGGUGGAAGCGAAACCUGGAAAGCUUUUGCUAAGUGUUGUAGAAGCUAUGACAAAGGUGGCGCGUGUUAUAGUAAUGAGUAA
Messenger RNA from Ambispora gerdemannii, 166 nucleotides. The record is from the annotation of a GenBank genome assembly. Lineage: Eukaryota; Fungi; Glomeromycota; Glomeromycetes; Archaeosporales; Ambisporaceae.